AUGGACCCUCCCGUUGGACCUCUCGUGGCCUCCGCCGAUCCGGCAACAGCCCCGUCCCAUACCCCGCUCCACGGCCAAUACACCUCCCUGGUCCCGUUGCAACCGUCGCAUGCGCAGGCCAUCUUCAAGCAUCUCGGCCGGGAAGAAAAUGCUUGGCGCUGGACAUACCUCUUCAAUGAACCUUUCCUCGAGUUCGAACAAUGCGAGGCUGCAUUCAAGGAGUGGAGCGUUUCCAAAGACCCAUUGUACUUCACUAUAUUAUCUGGCCCGGCAUCGGAUCCAUCAUCCGAGCCAGUGGGUGUGAUGGCAUACCUCUCCAUUGUUCCGGCCCACAGACACAUUGAGAUCGGAUGCAUCAUCUUCAGUGAGCAGCUUAAGCAGACGCGUGCUGCCACCGAGGCCCAGUACCUUCUCAUGAAGAAUGCUUUCGAAGGCCUGGGUAACUACAGGCUCGAAUGGAAAGCGAACCAUCUGAACAAGCCGAGCCUCGCAGCUGCUGAGCGGUUGGGGUAUACGUAUGAAGGCAUUUUCAGAAAACACAUGGUUGCCAAGGGGAGGCGCAGAGAUACAGCUUGGUUCAGCAUCACAGAUGAUGAGUGGCCGGUGAUCAAGGGUGGCUUGGGAGCGUGGCUGAGCGAAGAAAACUUUGAUGAGGAUGGUAAACAACGCAGAGGCCUGAAGCAGUGCCGAGAAGCGUUGAAGGCAUGA
Colletotrichum phormii is the source of this 708-nucleotide messenger RNA. RefSeq names its product acetyltransferase. Gene Ontology annotation, molecular function: protein N-terminal-serine acetyltransferase activity; protein-N-terminal-alanine acetyltransferase activity. The coding region runs from base 1 to 708 and encodes 235 amino acids. The transcript has 2 exons. Lineage: Eukaryota; Fungi; Ascomycota; Sordariomycetes; Glomerellales; Glomerellaceae. The record is from RefSeq and is a predicted model, not a curated record.